CUCACCCUGCCCUCCUUUGUCUUGUUUGCUUCUGAUGAAUUUGUGGAAAGAAAAGGAAAGACAUUUCUGCAGCACGUGAGUCAGCUGGAGGCGAGUAUAAAGCUUCUCCGCGGCGAGGUGUGGGCAUCAGUUGCUUCCCUUCUGCAACCUCACGCGACAUGGCCUACAAGAUUCUCGUAGUGUGCGUGGCGGCCGCCGUUGCCCUGGCCCGCCCUGAAGGCCCCGCGCAGCUUUACGGCGUGCCAGGAUCCGUGCAUCCUGUGCCCCUGGACACCGCCCCGAGCUAUAACUUCGACUACGCCGUGAAGGACUACCAGGGUAACGACUUCGGCCACCAGGAGUCCCGCGACGGCUACGACACCCAGGGCUCCUACUACGUACAGCUGCCCGACACUCGCCUCCAGGAAGUGAAGUACACCGUCAGUGGCGACUCUGGUUUCCUGGCGGAUGUGACCUACCAGGGGGAGGCGCAGUACCCCGCCUAUAACCCCGCCCACAAGCCAGCCACCUCCUACCAGCCAGUCACCGGGUACGCCUAAACACAAUGCACUUCCGCUUGAAGGCUUCCUGAAUAAUUGUAUUUAAUGAGGCAAUAAAAGAAUAGAGUGAAUAUAA
Molecule: messenger RNA, 615 nt
Organism: Scylla paramamosain (green mud crab)
Lineage: Eukaryota; Metazoa; Arthropoda; Malacostraca; Decapoda; Portunidae
Product: cuticle protein-like
Exons: 3
Coding region: 159-539 (126 amino acids)
Cellular component (GO): extracellular matrix
Source: RefSeq, a predicted model, not a curated record